Saccharomyces mikatae IFO 1815 is the source of this 1611-nucleotide messenger RNA. It is a transcript of the gene VAN1, whose product is annotated as Van1p. The record is from RefSeq and is a predicted model, not a curated record. Gene Ontology annotation, biological process: cell wall mannoprotein biosynthetic process; protein N-linked glycosylation. The transcript has a single exon. Lineage: Eukaryota; Fungi; Ascomycota; Saccharomycetes; Saccharomycetales; Saccharomycetaceae. Gene Ontology annotation, cellular component: mannan polymerase complex. Gene Ontology annotation, molecular function: alpha-1,6-mannosyltransferase activity. The coding region runs from base 1 to 1611 and encodes 536 amino acids.
AUGGGCUUGUUUCUCAAUCUAAGGUCUAAUAGAAAGCAGAAGUCCGUGGACAAUGGACUAAGCUUGCCCAUUUCAAGAAACGGUAGCUCGAACGAUAUCAAGGAUAAACGCACACUGCAUAACUCCAAGUCAUUUAAGGAUAAGUAUGUGUACCAGCCGCGUUCUAAAUCGUCCAAAUUUCAGAUGACAGUGAAUGCCAUAUCCCUUAUUAUUAUAACUAUUCUCUCAUUAUAUCUUUCGAUAUCGUUUCUUACUGGAAUGAGCAUAGGUGUACCUAUACAAAAUGGAAGACCGUUAUUGGGUUCGUCGAAAUCAUCCGAUAAUUACAAGACAAUCGAUUUAGAAGAUGAAGAGUAUUACGACUAUGAUUUCGAGGAUAUUGACCCUGAAGUGGUUUCAAAAUUUGACAAUGGUGUGGAGCAUUAUCUGAUAUCUCAAUUUGGUUCAGAUGUGUUGACCCCCAAGGAUGACGAAAAGUAUCAAAGUGAACUGAGUAUGCUUUUGGAUUCUACAGUUGAAAAAUAUGACCUAUCGAGGUUUGAAGGUGCUUCCAAUGGAGUGGAAACACGUGAUCACAUACUACUGUGUGUUCCGCUAAGAAACGCAGCUGAUGUAUUGCCCCUAAUGUUUAAGCAUUUAAUGAACUUGACUUACCCACACGAACUAAUCGACCUAGCCUUUUUGGUGAGUGAUUGUUCUGAGGAUGACACCACAUUGGAUGCGCUAAUAGCGUACUCGAGACAGUUGCAAAAUGGUACGUUAUCUCAAAUUUUUCAAGAGAUUGAUGCUGUUAUUGAUUCGCAAACUAAAGGCACCGAUAAACUAUACCUUCAGUAUAUGGACCAAAAUUAUAUUAACCGUGUUCGCCAGGCCUUUUCUCCACCAUUCCAUGAAAAUUACGACAAACCAUUUAGGUCAGUGCAGAUUUUUCAAAAGGAUUUUGGUCAAGUAAUUGGUCAAGGUUUUAGUGAUAGACACGCGGUGAAGGUUCAAGGUAUAAGGAGGAAAUUAAUGGGAAGAGCGAGAAAUUGGUUAACUGCAAAUGCUUUGAAACCAUAUCAUUCAUGGGUUUACUGGAGAGAUGCCGAUGUUGAACUUUGUCCCGGGUCAAUUAUUCAAGAUUUGAUGAGCAAAAACUACGACGUUAUUGUUCCUAACGUUUGGAGACCAUUACCCACAUUCCUAGAGAGUGAGCAACCAUAUGAUUUGAAUUCUUGGAUGGAAUCCAAGGAGGGAUUGGAGUUGGCAAAGACUCUCGAUGAGGAUGAUGUUAUUGUAGAGGGUUAUGCAGAGUAUCCAACAUGGAGGGUUCAUUUGGCCUACAUUAGAGAUGCAGAAGGUGAUCCAAAUGAAGUCAUAGAUUUGGACGGUGUCGGGGGGGUCUCUAUCCUGGCAAAGGCCAAACUAUUCAGAAAUGGUGUGCAGUUUCCUGCAUUUACUUUUGAAAACCAUGCAGAAACAGAGGCGUUUGGUAAAAUGGCAAAGAAAAUGGGGUACAGAGUUGGCGGUUUGCCGCAUUAUACUAUUUGGCAUAUUUAUGAACCGAGUGAUGACGAUUUGAAGGAAAUUGCAGCAAAGGAAAGAGAGAAGAGAAGAGAGGCAGAAGAAUAA